CGAACAUUUCCGAUCUAUGUUCAACAGUUGUGCGGCAUUUCCUGUGCGUCUAUAAGAGAAGUAACGGCGACCGAGCCAACGGUUACAAGUGCUCAGUGACACAGAAGAUUUUUUAGAAAGAAUUUGAUGUUCCACACAAGUUCGUCUUCAACAAAUAAUUUACAUUUAGACACAAACUGACGUAUAGACUAACAGAGUAGGUCUGUAGAGCCAUAAUUGCAAAGAAGAACGCGCAAAAAAGAAGCGUAUAAAAGAGUCCUGGUGCAUUGGUUUCAUCUGUGCCUACUGGCCAUUACAUUGAUUGAAUUGAAUUGAAUUGAAUCUAAGAAAAAAAAGUCUGAAUCAUGGGUUGGCCUACUAUACAAAAACAAUUUUUGUAUAGUAGUCAAGAUACUGAUAGUGAUAGUGAUAUCAUAGAUGGGAAGAAGCGCAAGAGAACUCUCCCACUGAAUUUAUCUAAAAAGAAGAAACCCAAAAGUGAGUGGGCAGCAAGCUUCAAGCUUAAUAAACUACUAUCAGACGAUUGUGCUUGUGUUAUAAUGAGACAAGCAAUAUACUUACGAUAUAGAAAAGGUGUAUCAUACGAUGUAGUAUGUGACCACAAACCAAUAAAAUACUGGUUUUUGAUGGAAGGCGAGUCAAAAUUAAUAAAUAUUGCCAUUGAUUAUAAUGACACCAGUUUAAUGAGAGAUGUGCUUCAUUCUGGAACGACACCUAAUUGUCGAGAUCAUUUAGGUCGAACUCCUCUUCAUUAUGCUGUUUUUAGAGACUUUAAGGCUAUGAUUCGUCUUCUCAUUCUACAUGGUGCCGACACAAAUAUGCGCGAUGAUUUCGGCUUAACUCCUCUGGAAACGGCAUUAAAAGAAAAAAAAGAUGACAUAGCAUUAUUGAUUUCAACCUGCUGCGAGUUGAAAGCAGCAAAGGAAGAACGAGACAGAUUACAACUGCUUUUAAAAUGCAAACAAUUGCGUGAUCGUUACAGAAACUUGUCAAACAAAAGUUCCUAAAAGUAAGCAAGAUAGA
Molecule: messenger RNA, 1023 nt
Organism: Pseudomyrmex gracilis
Lineage: Eukaryota; Metazoa; Arthropoda; Insecta; Hymenoptera; Formicidae
Product: NF-kappa-B inhibitor delta-like
Exons: 4
Coding region: 345-1007 (220 amino acids)
Cellular component (GO): nucleus; cytoplasm
Molecular function (GO): protein binding
Source: RefSeq, a predicted model, not a curated record